AUGUCCGCAGACGGCUACUCUGCGCAUGAUGUGGCCGAGGUGCUCUCGCGGCUCAGCGCCGUGGUCGACGCCCGGCAGAUACAGGCGCCGGUCGGCGCGCAGGACUUGCAGGCGUGGUGGGCUGCAGUGGCAGGAGUUGCCGGUGACGGCACGUGUGGGUUGGACGCGAAUGCCCUCCAGUACGUCAAGGGAGUGUACGACUACGUCGAGAAGGUGAUCAUUGCGUGCGGCACCCCAGAUGCCUUCGACGUCUACGAGGUCUGCUUCGAGACGCUGACAAAGAUGGGCUUCUUCCUCAAGUUCCCUCCAGCCAAGGAGGGCCUGGUCCACCUCCUGGAGGAGGUGCACGAGGUCUACGACGUCCUUCUCUCGUGCAUCGAAACCUACGAGUGGGUUCAACCCGGUGCGACGGGCCUCCUGCGCCUGUGGAUGCUGCAGGUUGUCUUUGCAUGCUUCGACUACAGGCAGAUUCAAGGCAGAGAUCUGAUGGAGCUCACCGACAACGACGUCUGUGGUGCCGUCAGCCUCAUCGCAUUCUUGCUGCGCUGCCCUCAGGCGCCCUUCGACAUCCAGGCGGCCGCCGGCAGGUGCCUCAUGCAGCUCACCACCGCGGACUCCGUCUUCUUGGCCAG
Molecule: messenger RNA, 632 nt
Organism: Prorocentrum cordatum
Lineage: Eukaryota; Dinophyceae; Prorocentrales; Prorocentraceae
Source: the annotation of a GenBank genome assembly